UGAUCUUCCUUUAACUGCUGUGUGAAACUGGACAUCAGCAUCAAAAUGGGCAAUGAGAACAGUAGUGCAGAAAACCAGGGUGCUCCACAAGACUCAGAACUAGGCCAACCUCCUGGGAAUGGACAUGGUUUAAAAAGGAGCCCUCAGGAAAAGAGACCUGAAAGAGCUGGAGGUCAGGACACCUCAGAUCUUCCAGCUGCUGUGCAGCUGGCUGAGAGCGUAUCUCCAUCAAUUCCAAGGCCUACAAGCAUCAGCAACAAAGGCAUCAGUAGCUGCAGUGCUGAAGACCUAACCCACCCAAAUUCAAGCAUGGUGUCUUCAGAGGUGACGGGAGAGAACACUGCCUCGCAAGAGCAAGGAGGACAAACAGACUCUCAGCGCUUAAAGCAGGCUGCAGGAGCAAGGGAGAGAAGUCUGUCUGUCUCAGUGCCUUCAGCAGGUGCUGAAGAACGUGCCACAACACAUCUUACAAGCAGCAAUACUUUACCAACCUCAACCUGCAAUGAAGCCCUGCUGUCACCAGGUCAAGUCAAUGACAAAGAAGAGGGGAUAACAACUUCCAAAUCCAUGGACAGAGGCCCUAAAUGUGACACUAUUGCUGCCGCUUGUAUGGAAAAUAGUGAGAAUGACCCCAGCAAGCCAAGCCUGGGGUCCAGCCCUCCUGCAGUAAUCACAGCAAUGCAAGGAGCCUCACAAAUGAGUCUGAGUGAAUUAAGAGGGCUCUGGCAGAGCGAGCAUCUGGGUGGCAGGAGGGACCCACAUGUCAGCACGUGCCCCCAGGGUACAGGAGCAGGGGAUUAUAUCCCUGCUCAGGAGGCCAAGCAGGAGCGAGGAGGUUUGGAAGCAGGUCAGCAGCAGGCUGUGAUGCAGCAAGGUAGACAGAACCCAGAUGGUGGGGAGGGUCUGCUAAUGAAAGAAGAAACCUUAAUCCUAAAUUAUCCAGCAACAGGAGGCUCAGACAGUGAAAAAUGUGGAGCAAUUGUGAAUGCUCAAGGCUUCACCGGCAUCAGUGAAGUCUGUAAUCUACAGAUAGGGGUUGAAACCACAGCUAAGGAGAAUGAGGCAAAUCCAGCUCUGUCUGCAAGCAAAGGGGAGCAGUCAGAAGCCUGUGCUUUCAUGGUGCCUCCUAACCCUGUCCUCCUGGUACCAAAGCCUGAAGAGCCUUCGAGGGAAUAUGUGCCUGGAAAUGGCUCUCAAGACGCAGUGAGGAGCAAAGUGGUGAAAACAGCCUCUGACAAAAACAAACCCACUUGUCAAAGAGAGCUUCAAAAGGAGGACGAGCUUGUCAGUGCCGAGCGUUCCAUUCUGCCUUUAUCAUUUCAGCGAGAGGGAGAACAAAACUCAGCCGUCACAACUGAAAGCCCAAAAGAUGAAGCCAGCAGCAAUGAAACUAUAAAAGCUGAGGCUGUGUCUAGAGAAAGCAGUGCUCUUUCUGAACCAGAACUUGUUAUCAAUCCCGCUGCGGAGAAUUCCCUGGUAGAUAACAGGUUACUGCUGGCAGAAUACGCAUUAAGCGCUUCUUUGAGCAGAUCCACAGAGCUGAAUCAAAAGGAAAGCAAGGCGAGUGUAACAGGGGAGAGAGAUGAAAUCACAACAGACGUGACAGAGAGCAAUGUAUUACCUGAGGGGUCGAGUGGGGCACAAAGGCAACUGUUGAACCCUGUUAGUAGCCACCACCAGGACAUGGAAAAUACCCUGUUGGGACACAAUCCUCAAGUACUGGGUCUUUGUGAGAAGACUUCAACAGGUGACCCAGGGGAAGAAGCUGUGGCAAAGCCUCUGACUUUAGGCUUUAAAUCACCCAAUGACAAUUCACAGUCUCUUGGUUAUGAACCUGAACAGCAAAUGAGUAAAGGGAAAACAGAUGCCACAGGCCGGGAGAAGAAGCCUGUGACUUCCCCACAGUUUCCAAGGCAGGAAUGCCCACUGGGGUUUGAUUGCUUUAACACUGAGGCAGAAGACAAAACUUCAGGCUGUAAUGGGACUGACACAGUUUGUUUAGCCAGUGCAUGCAGUUCACUGCCCCUCUGCUCUGAGAACAAUCGUAUUAAGCAGAGUAAGCAGGAUGAGCCCUGGGAAAAGGCUCUUGCUGGAGAAACUGUGUUGGAAUCUGACUCCAAAUCCAAACCCGAGCUCCAGGGCUUAAAUGAGUUGGCAGGGCCUGUGGACCGCAUGGCUCUACAAGGCAAGGAGAGCUCAUGGGUUUCAGACAGCAAAGAGCACCACAGUCCCAUCACGGCAGUGCCUUGCAGUGAUUCAGAGCAGGGACCUGCAGCUGCACAGCACGGUGCUGUGGGUGGUGAUGAAAAUGAGGGUAUUCAACAAGAGAAGCACCAGGCUGUGGGGGAAGGCUUCGUGGAGGACAAAGAUUUGGCACUGAAAGGGAAAUGCAAAUCGGAUGUGCUGGUGCCAGCUCAGCUGGAGCAAGUGGCUUGUUCAGAAGCCACCCAAGCUGAUGUUGGCACUUCAGGACUAACUCCUCACAUGGAGGAAGGGGGUGACAGCCGUGUCAGUGAUAACUACUGUCCCUCAGAGGGUGGCACAUGUGGCUCUUUGGAGGCCUUGGAGUGCAGUGUUGGAGAACUGCAGGAAAACGCAGAUGUUCCAAGCGCUCUUCCCCAUGCAGACCAAAUGGAGAGGUCAGUGCCUGCUGCUGAGGACAGGGGCUGGAUUUCAAGCCCAGGACUCGAACAACAGCAGCACCAAAGCAGUCUGACAACUGUCACAAGAGCAGGUGAUCAGGAACGCAAAGAAAGGGCAGCAAACCCUGAAUUGCCAUUAGAACUUAAUAAUCACAGCAGCACCCCAGAAACACCUCUAGAUGUUUCAAACAACCUUAAUAAAGAAUCUCCUGUGCUAGAUCCAGCGACUCCGGACACGGCGACAGACAAGGACAAGGGUAACAGCAGCGCUGCGGUGUCGGAGAUGUGUGAACACGGGCAAAGUAUUUCUGGUGUGGCCAUGCUUAAUUUGCAAGAUUGCAAUGAGCAAAGCAAAACUGAUCUCAAGGCAGGAGAAAACUGCUGCAGUCAGCACAACUCCAACGAGCCCGAGCAGGGUAGUCAUUCUUUGAUCUCAGCUAGUCAGCAUGAAGCAGCAUGUCAGAGCGAUACGUCUGCUAAAGGAUCUGACAAGAGUGAACAGCCAGGCAGGAUAGAGGAUAAUAGUGGUGAAAGCCACGCUGCUGCUGCUGCUAUAAAGGCUCUUCCAGGGACAGGGAAUUCAGCAAGUGCCACUAACACGUCACAGGCUUUGCCAAGUGGUAUGGAACCAGCGCAUACUUCUGAUAAUCCCGGGAAAAAUGAUCCUCAAAUAUCUCAUACAGAAACUCAAGGGAAAAUGCCAUCAAUGGCAAAGAACCUCAAAAAGACUCUUACUGGUGAUGGGGGAGUCAUCCAGAGUGAUGGAAACAUGGAGGAAAGUGCUGCUGCCACAGCAACAAGCAAUGUGAAGGGUGAUAAAAGACCAGGGGCACAGGGAUGUCCUUCACCAUUGCAGGCACACAGGGAAGCAAUUCCCACUGAUAAGUUGUAUAAACCCAGCUGCCUUCAAAACACAGCAGAGGAGCCUGGUUCUUGUCAAGCAGAUUUUAUAGCCCUCUCUGCACUCGGCCAUCCUGGCCAGCAACCUGGAAACCAUACAGCCAGUGGUAUCGGGGGGGAAGCACUGAAUAAUGAGCUGGAAGUUGUAGCAUGCCAAAAUGCCUUAGAAGGGAACUCUGAUCUAGAGAUUGAUGCAGGUUCUCAGGUGUCUGUGCAUGUAGGUCCCUCACCUAGUGUAGGCACAGCAAAUCCAGACAGCUCUGAAGGGGGUAGAUGUGUGAAUGAAAUAGACGUUCCAGAGCGAGGUUUUCAGGGCGAUGGAGACAGGAGUUCAGCCCUGCCAGAGACUGUAAAUGUGGGGCAGAGGACUGCAAACUUAUCGCAGUUCAAUUCUGAGAAGCUGAAGAAAGAAAUCUCUGCAAUUAAAUCCCCCCAAACAAAAAGCGAGGUAAACUUCAAAGCACAGCAAAGUGACAGUUCAGCAGAGUCUCUGCGCGCACUCCCCGCUCUAGAAGGGAAGCUGCUGAGCCUUUCAUCAUCACAAGAAAGCCGUAAUGAGGAAAUUGCAUCCAGUAUGGGGGCAGAUGACAAGCACGGUGAGAUCUUAGAGAAACCUGGGAAUUCAGAAGAAAUGGAAGAGCUUUCAAAGGAGAAUAACAUAACUGGGGCAGAGCUCAGCGCUUGUGAGCAGGCUGCGGGGAGCUCUGGAAGGGAGCAUGAGGCUCUGACUUGCAGCUCUCUGGACAUCGGCUCCAGCUUCCCAGACUUUAGGCAGCACAUCAGCCAGAUAUUUAAAAGCACCGUGCACAGCACGCUGAGUGCUGAGUUACCCCAACGGCUGCCUGAAAACCAUGCAGGCUUCAAGCAGAGGCCAGUGGCCACGGAUACAGGAGGAGUGUGCGGUGCUGAGAACCGUUCAGGAUCAAUCAAGGUGGGCGAACGAGCUCCCGAGGGCACCUCAGAAGCAGAGGGGCAAGAGCUGCCUUUAGCUCCUGAGGCUUCCUGCAGAGCUGGCAAAGGGAAAUCUCUGCAACAAGGAAACGCAGCGGCAGAGCUGCCUACGGCAAGUCUCCAGGAUGCUGAGGAAAACAAGCAGCCCCGUAGGUGUUUAGAAGUGGUCCCUGCGUUGGAUGGCAGCACACCUGCUGAAUGCCCUCUGCAACAUCAGCGAAAGCCAGAGCGAGCCACUGAGCGUCCAGCGAGCGGCGAGAUGGAAGGAGAGGAAGGCGAGUGUGCGAGUGGUGCUGAUCCCGAAUCGCUAAUAAGCUUAGGGAUAAAGAAGCAAGGACCAGCUUCAUGUGGUAGGGCAGCAGCUGAGAACUUCCUUGCAUGGUCUGACAGUAAGCAACAACCCGCUGGAGCUGCCACCUCGGCAGGCGAUGCACAGAAGAGGGACUUAGAAGAUGCUGCUACCGCAGAGGGAAAUAACUUUAUUACAGAGCAUAACACAGAACCAGUUUCAUCUGAAGAGGAUGUAAAUCUUCCUACUGAACAGUGCCAGGAUCCUAAGGCAAACGAGCAGGAGCAAAGCGAGUACAGUGAUGCGGAUGUUGCCAAGAGCAUCCCUGAUAUGGCAGCUUCAACACUUGUCCCGGGAGGCUCUUACAAUCACGACAAAUUGCCAGGCAAUUUGAAUGCAUCACCUGGGGGAAAUCAGGAGACCCACGUUCACAGCAGUUUCAUGCAUGAUAGUAAGUCUCACAAUGACGUGCAGGGGAUACAGGAUGAUCCAGUGAAUAGGAAAUGCUUGGAAACGUUGGAAAAUCCACAAGAUGCACAGCAAGAAGAGAAAGGGACCGUGCAUGGGUUAAUAGAUUACUUAAAAACCGAAGUAAGCCAGGAUGAUUGCUUGCAAACUGACUCUACAGUAGAACCUAGCGAUAUAACUGAGGGAGGUGUGAAAGAGAACAGUGACACGGUGCUAAGCACAACAAAGGCAGGUGACAUAAAAACUGGAGACGUCCCUGAAACAGGUACUGCAAGGAUGUUAGUCACUGGUGAAGGUGACUUGGCCAUAAACACGAGCACUGAGGAGCAGGACACAGACCUGCACAAAAAUCACUCCCCAGCCACUCCUGUGAUGGAGCAGAGCGAGGGUUCUGCACGCACAGAUCUCACUGAUGCUGAAAAUCAGCCGAGCAGGAUGAAUCCAGAGGAUGAAAGCUCACUUCAGGAUGGCACAAGAAAGCUAUCCCCGCUUGCCUUGACUGAGCCUAAGAACCUUGACUUCACUGAACUGCAAGAAACCGCUGUGGCAGGAUUACCUACUGAAAGCCGUCCUGGGCCAGGUGAUGCUAUACAGUUGGCCUCUCCCCUUGAUCCUUCUGAGCAACCCCUACCUGUUACUGCAGCGUUUGGAGAUGUUGAGCCCCUGGAUGCUACUGAGCUGACUGCAGCAAGUGCCUCCAAGCCUGAUAACUGCAGAGAAGCUGAUAACCUCGUGUCUGGGGAUGUACCUUUGCCUGCGGCCCCUGGUGAUGGUGUAGAGCUGCCUGCUGAGGAAACCAAAGGUUUCACCAGGGAAAUAAAGAGGAGCUCUGACUCUGAAGAAGCAUUUGAGACCCCGGAGUCCACUACACCGGUAAAGGCACCACCGUCACCUCCACAGCCACCCCCUGAAGCAGCAGCAGUUGUAGCUGACAUAGCAGAACAAGAACUCAAACCCCAGCUGCCCUUGGAAGACACAGGAUCAUGUUCAGAAGCUGUACCUGUAACUGAUGUGUCACACAGCGAACCACUUGAAGAAAGCCCUUUCCGGCCCCCUUCCCACUCUUUUUCCACCGUCUUCGACGAGGACAAGCCAAUAGCCAGCAGUGGAACUUACAACUUGGACUUCGAUAACAUUGAGUUGGUUGAUUCUCUCCAUGCCUUAGGACCGAGCUCUCCAGAAUCAAAGAAUCGUGACCCCAAAGCAAAUGUGCGAAGAAAAUCCACUGAUUCACUCCCAGUUUCCAAAUCUACGUUGUCUCGAUCUCUUAGCUUGCAAGCAAGUGAUUUUGAUGGAGCAUCUUAUCUUGGCAACAGUGAGACAUUAGCACCGGCAGCGGAUGUGUAUGGUACUGGUUCAAGCAGUGCUUCUAGUACUCUUAAGAGAACAAAGAAAUCCAGACCGGCUUCCUUAAAAAAGAAGCAGCCAGCCAAAAAACCUCUGGAUGCUCCACUGGUGAAGGAAACUCCUCAAGAACCACCUGACCUUGGCCAAGCUGAUUGCGACCCAGGUGAGGAUAAAACAGCAUCUGAAGCUAAGGCUGAUUCAGUAAGGCCUGAAUGUACUGAACCUUCUAAAAUCUCUGCUGAGAAACAGGAGGCCCCGCCUGUGCCUGAAGGAUCCCACCCUUUGGAUCCAGACAGUUUGGAAGGGAUUAGUGCAUUUAGCACUGGAGGCAGCAAGGUACAAAACUCUCCCCCUGCCAAUAAGAAACCACUACCUCUUACAACGGCACCGGAGGCUGAGGAGGUGACUCCACCAGACACUGGAGGACAAGAAGACCCUCCAGUCAAAGGUGUUGCGGUGAGGCUGGAGUUUGAUUACUCUGAAGAGAAAGGGGUGAGUGAAGACCAGCAGGAGAGUACUCCUCCUCCCAAAAAAGCAGGUAAAAAGCCUGGUGCUAAAAUGCCACUAAGGAGGCCAAAGACUAAAAAGUCAGUGGAAAAGCUUGACAAUGCUCCUACCACACCAACUAAGUCACCCACUGAUCCAAACGAAAUCCCUAUCACAAAAGGCUCUUACACUUUUGAUAUUGACAAGUGGGAUGAUCCCAAUUUUAACCCUUUCUCAUCUAGUACAAAAAUGCAAGAAUCACCCAAACUGCCUCAGCAAACGUACAGUUUUGAGCCAGACAUGUGCGAGGACUCUAUGGACCCUUUCAAGUCUUCUUCUAAGAUAGCCAGCUCGCCCUCUAAAUCUCCAGCUUCCUUUGAGAUACCAGCCAGUGCCAAUGAAACAAAUGGAACAGAAGGAGACAACUUGAAUAAACCUGCAAAAAAGAAGAAGACACCAUUAAAAACGAUGGUAGAAGAUGUGAUGUCUGUAUGUUCUCUGUUUGAUACAUUUAGGGUGAAAAAAUCGCCAAAAAGAUCCCCACUUUCUGAUCCUCCUUCUCAGGAUCCCACUCCACUGCCUACUCCAGAAACACCUCCCGUCAUAUCCACAGUGGUGCAUGCGACAGAUGAGGAGAAGCUGGCAUCUUCAGUGACCAGCCAGAAGUGGACCUGCAUGACCGUGGACCUGAACACGGAUAAGCAGGAUUAUCCCCAGCCCUCUGAUCUGUCUACGUUUGUGAAUGAGACCAAGUUCAGCUCUCCUACAGAGGACUUGGAAUAUGGCAACUCAUAUGAAAUAGAAUAUAUGGAGAAAAUAGGCUCCUCUGUGCCUCAGGAUGACAGCACCCCGAAGAAACAGUCUUUAUACCUAAUGUUUGAUGCACAGCAGGAGAGCCCAGUCAAAUCACCUCCCAUCAGACUGUCUGAGUCCACAACACCGUGCUCAGGGUCAAGUUUUGAAGACCCUGAAGCCCAGCAAUCCUCUGGGAUGAAAAUACAACAUCCAGCUUCCCGAGUCCUAGCUGCCAGCCAAGAAGCACACUUACAGUCACCUGACAAGUCAAAGCAGAAAGAUCUAGAGCCUAUGACCCUAGGGACGGCUCCAGAGGCUAUUGAAAUAGCAUCUCCUGAAGACUCCUUUGUCUCUGCUGAUGCCCUUCUCAAUAGGAUAUCUAAGAAAACCUCAAUAUGUGAGCAGCCUGAGUAUCUAGAUCCUGACUUAGCAGAAAAGAACCCCCCAGUAUUUGCUCAGAAACUUCAGGAGGAGUUAGAGUUUGCUGCAAUGAGGAUAGAAGCAUUGAAACUAGCCAGGCAGAUUGCCCUGUCUUCUUUCUGCUCCAAGAGAGAACCUGCUAUCCCAGCAGAUGUUUCCAUCUCUAAGAGCGCUCUGUACUCCCGGAUCGGCGCCGCGGAUGCAGAAAGCACCACGGGUCUCCUCUACCCCCAGCAAGACUUAGACUCUGCACUACGACUCGCCAGAGCAGAGAUUGUGUCCAAGGAAAGGGAAGUAUCUGAGUGGAAAGAGAAAUACGAAGAAAGCAGAAGGGAAGUGAUGGAAAUGAGGAAAAUAGUUUCAGAAUACGAGAAGACGAUUGCUCAGAUGAUAGAGGAUGAACAGAGAGAGAAAUCUGUCUCCCAUCACACCGUCCAGCAGCUGAUAGUGGAGAAGGAACAAGCGUUGGCAGAUCUGAACUCAGUGGAGAAAUCACUGGCAGAUCUUUUCAGGAGAUACGAGAAAAUGAAAGAAGUAUUGGAGGGGUUUCGGAAGAAUGAAGAAGUGUUAAAGAAAUGUGCGCAGGAGUAUUUGUCACGAGUAAAGAAGGAAGAGCAGAGGUAUCAAGCACUCAAAAUUCACGCAGAGGAAAAACUGGACAGAGCCAAUGCUGAAAUUGCACAAGUGAGAGGCAAGGCUCAGCAAGAGCAGGCAGCGUACCAGGCCAGCCUUCGUAAAGAGCAGCUCAAAGUGGACGCAUUGGAAAGAACACUGGAACAAAAGAAUAAAGAGAUAGAAGAAUUAACAAAGAUUUGUGAUGAACUGAUUGCCAAAAUGGGGAAAAGCUAACUUCUAACCAAAUUUCUGGACUUCAAUAUUGAGUGCAAUAUGACCAUUGGCACACUGAUGUCCAUACGUUUAUGUGGACAGGUUAUAUUUUCACUUUUUCGUAUGCACUACUGUAUUUUCUUUCUAAAUAAAGUUGAUUUAAUUGUAUGCAGUACUCAGAUGACUAUCAGAAUUUCUUGCUAUUGUUUGCAUUUUCAUAGUAUAAUUCAUAGCAAGUUGAUCUCAAAGUUCCUGUAUCAGGGAGAUUGUCAAGUUCUCUAAUUACAAAUUGCUGAUCCUAGCCUUCCCUUUGUACAUGAGUUCCCAUGUUGGAUGUCUUUUGGAUUUAAUAUAAACAUGUAUUACUUGCAUGGGGACUCUUGCCUUAAGGAGCAUAAACUUUAUCUGCAUUUGCUGAUUUGUAAAAUAAAAUGAAAAAUGGAAGAAAAAAAAAGGAAAUGCAUGUCACUGAAAUGAAAUUCUCUAUUGUAAAUAAAUUUUUUCGUUGAAAGUUGAA
Pezoporus occidentalis (night parrot) is the source of this 9643-nucleotide messenger RNA. It is a transcript of the gene TACC2, whose product is annotated as transforming acidic coiled-coil containing protein 2. The record is from RefSeq and is a predicted model, not a curated record. The transcript has 22 exons. The coding region runs from base 46 to 9147 and encodes 3033 amino acids. Gene Ontology annotation, cellular component: cytoplasm. Gene Ontology annotation, biological process: cerebral cortex development; mitotic spindle organization; cell population proliferation. NCBI's taxonomy places the organism in Eukaryota, Metazoa, Chordata, Aves, Psittaciformes, Psittacidae.